Messenger RNA from Rhipicephalus microplus (southern cattle tick), 2500 nucleotides. It is a transcript of the gene kibra, whose product is annotated as WW and C2 domain containing protein kibra. Gene Ontology annotation, biological process: negative regulation of organ growth; regulation of hippo signaling; regulation of DNA-templated transcription. Gene Ontology annotation, molecular function: kinase binding; molecular adaptor activity. Gene Ontology annotation, cellular component: cytoplasm. The record is from RefSeq and is a predicted model, not a curated record. NCBI's taxonomy places the organism in Eukaryota, Metazoa, Arthropoda, Arachnida, Ixodida, Ixodidae.
UGUGCUAUUCAAGAUGGCGGCAGGAGGUAGCGUUUAGCUCUGUCUGGCGAAAGGAAUUUCGAUCAUUUAUUCGCUUUAGGGCGUGAAAAUUAUGCCGAAGAGACGAAAUGGUGAAAUCCCGCUACCUUCCGGAUGGGACAUCGGCACCGACUACGACGGCAAGAUCUAUUUCAUCGACCACAUCAACAAACAGACGACAUGGAUUGAUCCUAGAGACAGGUUGACAAAGCCCCAGUCAUUCGCAGACUGCUUAGGUAAUGAGCUUCCCUUUGGCUGGGAGGAGUGCUACGAUGACCAAGUUGGUGUUUACUAUGUCGACCACACGAACAAAACGAAUCAAAUUGAAGACCCUAGACAACAAUGGAGGCAACUUCAAGAGGCUAUGCUCAAAGAGUACCUGCUUACUGCUCAGGACGACCUCGCAGCCAAACGCGAGAUGGUGGAUGUCAAGCACCAGCGACUAGCCAUCGCUCAAGACGAGUUUGACCACCUGUCUGGUGCCCUAAAGGGUCUUUCACUGCAUGGGAGCUUGACCACUUCCCUGCACUCUUCUUGCACCUCAGUGGCGUCGCGUACCAGCUCACUGGACCCUGAGCUGCUACGCUCUGAUGUGGGCCGGGCACGGCAUCGUGUGGCCAAGCUGCGUAGAGAGCUGGAACAAGUGAGAUCUGAAGUCCACCAGCGGGAACAAGGACUAGAAGCUCUGCGGCGAGUUGAGCAGCAGUUCUGUGAGCUCCCAGCGGGCUACAGCCUUGACCAGGCAAAGGCCGUGCUUGAAGAACUUUGCAGUGUACAGCGCUCCUUGGGCAAAGGUCACAGAGAAAAGACGCAGCUACUGCAGCGACUGUGGCAGCUGAAGGAGGAGUUGACGCGGGAUGUGUUGGACUCCCGUGUGCCGGAGGAACGGCCGUGCGCAGCCUCGCAGACUGAUCUGUCUGGUGAGCUGGCUCCCUUGGGUGCCCGACUUGCCGAGGUGGCUCGCACGAGGCUUAGCUACGAUGAGGCACGGCGUGAAGUACAGCGCAUCCAGCGCGAGUUGGCAGACCUCGAAGACAGACUGUCGCCUGGACAAGCCGAAUCCGAUCAGGACAGGCUCCUCCUGGUACGUGAAAAGGAGCAGCUCCUGCAUGAGCUUCGUGCACAGCUGGAGCGGGGAGACUCGCCUGUGCUGCGAGAGGAGAUUUCACGGCUAGAGCGAGACCUGGGGGAUGCCCUGGAGAGCUCCAACCGUGCCAUUGCGCAGCGGCUGCGGCUGCAUGAACAGAAGCAGCUGCUGUUGCAGCAGCUCAGGGAUGCGACACGUCUCACGGCGUGCCUCGAGACACGCCUCCAGAGCCUGUCGGCCAGCACGCUGUCUGCCUCAUCAAGCUCCUCUUUGGGAUCCCUGAGCACAGGCAGCUCUCACGGCUCACUCGCCAGCCUGAGUUUUCCAGACAUCUACGGUGGGUGCACGCUAGCCAUGGACAUGGCCUGCCGCCCUCCUCACCGCCCCACAGGCUGCAGUCCACCUCUCUCACCACGCUCCUCACUGUCGUCGCUGUCACCUCCCGUGUCGCCGCACUGUGAUGGGUGCAAGGGCAUGGUAGAGGUACCUCGACCCCGAGGGCCAGAGCCUCCUCUGAGCCCCAUCUGCGAGCAGGAGUGCCUUCGCACGGGUGGUGUGUCUGCUGCCAUCAGUGACGAGUCUGUGGCUGGAGACAGUGGUGUCUAUGAGGCUGCACCCCCAAGGCCUGGGGAUGAGGAAGAGGAGGAAGAAGAUGAUGACGAUGAGGAAGAUGAUGACGACGAUGAGGAGGAGGAUGACGAGAACCCCUUAGACCAAGUGGACUUCCCCUGCCUUCAGCUGCAGCUGAGGCUGCAACACUGCACCCAGGAUGGCAUGCUGAAUUUGCGUAUCGAGAAGGCACGGCACCUUGGCAUCCUUGUGCCUCAAGGUACCUCAGUUUGUGUGCGUGCCACUGUAAUUCCGGGAGGUCCCGGUUGCGGCUGGCACUCAUCACCCUGGGCGCGGCUUGAAGGUCACCAGCCCACAAUACCAGAGGGUACCACCGCCACCACCGGAGACGCUGGCAGUGGUCAGACUGGCGGCGAAGAAGACACCCUUGGCCUGGAACUUCACCUUCCUGUGGGACCUCGGCUAGCAGGUCACGCCUUGCAGCUGCAGCUCUGGUACCAGAAAGCUCGCAUGCUCCAGGAUUGCCUGGGCUGUGCUCAACUGUCCUUGUGUGGCCUGAACCCAUCUGCCAUCUGGCUACGUUGGUUGGAACUCUUCCCCCCUGAAAUGACAGCAACAGGAAAAGACGAAAGCAGUGACGAGUCGACCGUCAUCUCUUCACAAACAUCAACACUCACAAGAAACAUAGCUCCACCAGGCAGGGAAGAGCAGCAGCCUCAGGAGGAGCUUAAGAAGGUGGAACCCUGAGGCCGUCAUCCAAUGAGCCGGUGGAGCACUGUGACAAGGAGACCAACACUGAGUGCGUGUUCCAGCCAGAAGGGCGCC